Molecule: messenger RNA, 1746 nt
Organism: Penaeus monodon (black tiger shrimp)
Lineage: Eukaryota; Metazoa; Arthropoda; Malacostraca; Decapoda; Penaeidae
Product: ubiquitin-conjugating enzyme E2-17 kDa-like
Exons: 4
Coding region: 133-576 (147 amino acids)
Biological process (GO): ubiquitin-dependent protein catabolic process; protein polyubiquitination
Cellular component (GO): nucleus
Molecular function (GO): ubiquitin conjugating enzyme activity
Source: RefSeq, a predicted model, not a curated record
AAGCGCCAAGUGCAACAGAAAAAGGGCGAAAUAAGACUAGUAUUCCUCCGCGAGGUGUUCAGGAUCACCCAUCUUGGCUCAGUGUGCGACGGGCGGUCAGUGUCUCAGGUUGACCGAAUAUUCUCCCAGAGUAUGGCACUAAAGAGAAUUAACAAGGAACUGCAGGACCUGGGGCGGGACCCACCAGCACAAUGCUCAGCAGGUCCAGUAGGAGACGACCUCUUUCACUGGCAAGCCACAAUCAUGGGCCCAACAGAUAGUCCAUUCCAGGGAGGGGUAUUUUUCUUAAACAUCCAUUUUCCUACUGACUACCCUUUCAAACCUCCAAAAGUUGCUUUCACAACUCGCAUAUACCAUCCAAACAUAAACAGUAAUGGUUCAAUAUGCUUAGACAUUCUUAGAACCCAAUGGAGUCCAGCUUUAACAAUAUCCAAAGUUCUCCUCUCAAUUUGUUCACUCCUCACGGAUCCAAAUCCAGAUGACCCAUUGGUGCCAGAGAUUGCAAGGCAGUACAAGACAGAUAGGGAAAAGUAUAACAAGUUGGCACAAGAAUGGACACACAAGUAUGCACAGUGAUCACAGGUGGCCUAGUAGCAGAGCGCUCCUUCAUCCCUUCUGACCCACCACGAUUGUCUGUAUCUUGGUACCUUCUCCUGACUGCCACUGUGGAUGACUUCUCCUCUGCUUCAUCAAGACUGCAGAUUAUGAUUUGUCUCUCCCUGUUCCCUCUUGUCCCACCAACGUUCACUCAUAUGCUGCUGCCUGGUGGAUUGCCUGUAACUGAUAUUCAUCACUGUACUGUGGCCACACUGAAUCAGUCAUGGCAUUUUACUCCACUGUUUUUGAAACUUAUUUAAAGGCAUUCAGUUUGGGCUUAAAAGAAGCUAGUCCCAUUGUGGAGAACCAUUGUCAUGAUAGGCAUAAUUUAUAAUUUUGUAACAUUAAUUUUAUUAUCAUCAUCAUCAUUAUGACUGAAAUGAAGAACUAUCACUAUUGCUUUUGAAUUUCAUGUGGAUGCAAACAAAAGCAAAUUGCCUUGUGUGCUUUUUAGAAGACAUUAUACAAGAACAAUUGCCUUGGAUAUUUCUUUGUUCUUAGGGUAUUUUUGUUUUGUUGUCGAGCUAUGAUUUUUUUUUUUAUAAAUAUUAUGGUGGGGAAAUUAAGGUUUAAGAGAGAUUAGCCUUCAGAAGUAUAUUGCUAGUGCAUCACUUACAUCCUACAUUGCCACUGUUACACAGUUAUUAAAUAGUGUGUGUGCAUCUCAAGGUCAGAUCUUCUGGUUCAAUCUUUCUCUUUAUGAUGGAGGCUUUGUAUAUGGUCAGUUCUCUUUUGCAGUGUGCAACAUUUUCCCCUUUUCUUCCUCUUCCCCUUAAUAUCAAUAUUUGUAACAGAGACCCACCAUCUACAGACUUCUUAAUCUCAACAAUUUAGGCACAUAUGAUUUUUUUUCUUUUCUUUUCUUUCUGUGUUCCAUGUGUUGAAAAAAAGAGAAACUGGAAGAUAGGCUAUCUAUAAUAAAAAAAAACUCAAGAUGUAACUUGUUAGGAUAUUAUUUGAUAUUUAAAACUUAAACUCUGUUUCAGUUAUCCUCCCUUAGGUUAUAGAUUAUGGUUAUCAUUAGAGACAAGAGAUUGUUUUCCACAGCUAGCAUGUGAUGUCUUUGUGAGAGUGAGACGAAGUGAGGCAAAGGGACCCAGAAUUAUUGUUCUGCCUUAAUAUGAAUACAAGGAACCAAACAUUUUUUAU